Medioppia subpectinata is the source of this 939-nucleotide messenger RNA. Lineage: Eukaryota; Metazoa; Arthropoda; Arachnida; Sarcoptiformes; Oppiidae. The record is from the annotation of a GenBank genome assembly.
AUGGCUGAUCGGGUCUAUGGGUUGGGCUUUAAUAGGUAUGGAGUGUUGGGUUUGGGACACAACCGACCCAUACAUACACCCGAAGAAGCACUGGAAUUAAAAACCAAUUGUGAAUUUAAUAACAUUGAAACGUAUAAAGAGGUGAAAUUGUUAGGAUCGGGUGGUUUUGGAGAUGUGUUUGAAAUGAAGGCUAAAUACAAUGGAAACACAUUUGCAAUUAAAAAAUGUCAAUUAAACGAAAAGUAUAAACAAAAUGUUUUGAAGGAAACGCAACAAUUGGUAAAAUUGCGCUCAGAAUAUGUGAUUCAAUACUAUUAUUCAUGGAUUGAUAACAAUGACAAUUGUCUGUAUAUUGUUAUGGAGUGUUUGGCCGGAAAUUUAACACAACUUUUAGAAAAUAAGAAACAAAUAUUUAAGGAAAUAAAGAAACAAACAAUGAUUUCUGAUUUUGAAUAUUAUAUAUCAUAUGAAAUAUUCAAACAAUUGGUGGAAAGUGUGGAGUAUUUGCAUAAAAAUAAUAUCAUUCACAGAGACUUAAAACCAGAUAAUGUGUUGAUUGCCAACAAUUAUAGUUACAUUAAAACUAAUUAUAGAUAUAUAAAGUUAUGUGACUUCGGUUUAUCUAAAUCCGUGGAUGUAUUGAGUGAUCGAUACAAUAGAAGUAUUUCUAAACACACCAAAGAUGUCGGAAAUGUUAAUUAUAUGGCACCCGAAGGACAGACCACUGAAUACAACCAUUUAAUAGAUGUCUAUAGUCUGGCACUCAUUGGAGCGAAAAUAUUUGGUUUCCAUUCCGACGAUAUCAGAGACGGAGUUAUAUAUACAGAUCCGGAGGCCGACAAACCGUGGAAACGAAGGCCCGAAUGUGAAAAAUCACCGCAUUUGCUAAAUCAUAUGAAUUACAAUUCUCUCGAGAUAUUGAACAAGACAAUCUAUUAA